GAAUGAUAAAUCGUUUGAACAUCUCUGAAAAGAGGGACCUGGACACUAUCCCAAGGGUUGCCACUGAAAUGUUCAAUGAUGGUGAGGUGAACUGGGGCCGGGUGGUGAGCUUCAUCGCCUUCGGGGCAGUGAUGGGUGAUCACCUGAAGAAGAUUCGCCGAGAGGAUUGCAUUGAUGAAGUGGCUGUGCAAAUCUCUAAAUACCUGACACAACACAAGAGGGGGUGGCUAGAGACUCAUGAUGGCUGGGAUGGCUUCACUAAAUUUUUCCAUGAGAACAAUGUGGAGGAUUCAGCGAAGAAAGCAUUAAUGUGGAUUGCUGGUUUUGGCAUUGCUGGAGCAAGCAUCAUGCAUCUCUUGAGGUGAAUCCUGACCCUCCACUCCUCUGAUUUGACUGAAACAGGGACACUGCUCUGGGCCCAGUUGUGCUUUGUUCCCCCUGCUCCCCCCUUACUCUCUCUCCCAUCCUGGUCAAGAACAUUGGGGCCAAGUCCCGCUGACCAGUUUCCAUUUGGGAGCAGCUUGAGGUGACUGGGGUGGUAAACUGAGGGGGGAGCAGGACUGCAGAGAGCAGGCCCUUCACUGAACACCAGGACUGGAGGAUCAUUGAGUGACAGCAUAUAAUCCCCUCAAGUGGGAAGUGAUAGAAUCCUGUCAUACUUCGUGCAUGGAGUCUUGAGACGACAAUGUGCUUUUCCAUGCUGUUUCAAGGACUCCUGGAAGCUUUAAUCAACAAAGCAGUGUUCGGGGAUUCUGAAAUCACUGAUCUGAUGCAUUGACUCUGCUUAGCACUUGAACCUGUGCUGGACACAGAACAACCUUCACUUCAGCAUUGCCUCAGACCCUUAUUCUCCUCUCUCUAAAUUGCCAAGUUUUGAAAGGGCUGUGUAUGGAAACUUGGGAUUGAAAGGAGGGUUGUGGUGAGACUGGGUGUAAGUGCAGCUACAGUGAUAGUCAGGGGGGUGUGGGGGCAGGAGAAUGUAAAGUUGGUUCUGGUAGUUUACAGUGCAGCUCCUCCAGCUGGAUUGUUCAGCUUUGAAUAAGUACUUGUGUAAUAGAAUUGUUCCUGAGUAGGCCAAUGUAUGCUGAUUUUAUACAGGGUCUGAAAUGAAUCAUGCAGAAGAGUUCCUGACAUCUGGCUCGCCAGGGCUCCCUCACCAGUGCCAUGGAGUUGGUCCAGUUGUAGACAGACUGGAUGGACUCACCAUCUGAGUUGAGGGUGUACUGUUGGAUUGGGUCUGUUCUGAUGUGGCCGAUUGUGACCUCCUGCAGCCCUCAAUCCUUCACCCUUUGUGUGGCCAGGGAGUGAAGUUGGUGCAUCUGACAUUUACUCACCUCGAGUGGAUACUGAUCCUGCAAUUGUGCUGUCUGUUGUCUGUUUUAAACAUGGUUUGAAAGAAGGUGGUAAUGUGCUUUCCAACUGACAGUGAAGUGAUCUUUUUCUCCCCCUCUUUCUUAACAGGGUUUAUUUUAAGGUUAAUUGAAUUUUUUAAAUCUUUCCAAAGCCACUUUAUGCCCUUUAAGUAUUUUCACAGUAACUCUUGACUAAGUUUCAUCUGUGCGGAGUUCCCUGGCCCCUAUUCAGAAUUGAGGGUGGUUUCCAGCACAGGUGUUGGCAAUGCAGACUUUAUCCUGUGGUUGAUAGUGGUGUUACUGGAGGGUUGAAGAGGGUGGGAUGGGAAAAUUUGAGACUGAGAAGGGGGUCACAGCUCCUUAUAUAAGGUGCUGGCUUUCAAUAGCACAGUGGGUCCUGGUGCACUGCAUUUGUAUUAUUUUGUGUAUAUACAAACUUGGGUGUCAGAUUUUGUUUACUGGCAAGGCAGUCCCUUCCCCUCCAUUCUGGAUAGAUUUUAUUUAAAUGAGAAACUCAGCAACUUUGACCAUUUUAGACUUGAUCCAUUCCUGCUGAUUUAUAAUAAUCUGCAGGUUGGGGUGGGGGAGGGAGAAAAUCCAGCGGUAAAAUGUUUGUUCUCGUUCACACAAUCCAGUCUCUUCCUCUUGUGAACAUUUUAUUUUAAAGCACAAAUUCCAGUGGUGGCCCUGAUUGGUUUUAUUUGCUCUGUUCCCUGUUGCUUCCCCUAAAGUUUACAUGUUUUAAGUGAAGGUUGCAUUAAUAUCACUUAGCACUGUGGAACCACUUGCAGUCAAUAGCCACUGCCAGUUAACAGAUUCACUCAAGAAAUGGCAGCUUUAUAAUAAAUUAAAGUAUUUUUGAAAGAA
Chiloscyllium plagiosum (whitespotted bambooshark) is the source of this 2219-nucleotide messenger RNA. NCBI's taxonomy places the organism in Eukaryota, Metazoa, Chordata, Chondrichthyes, Orectolobiformes, Hemiscylliidae. The record is from RefSeq and is a predicted model, not a curated record.